Molecule: messenger RNA, 2012 nt
Organism: Haliotis rubra (blacklip abalone)
Lineage: Eukaryota; Metazoa; Mollusca; Gastropoda; Lepetellida; Haliotidae
Product: acid-sensing ion channel 1-like
Exons: 5
Coding region: 422-1783 (453 amino acids)
Biological process (GO): sodium ion transport
Cellular component (GO): membrane
Molecular function (GO): sodium channel activity
Source: RefSeq, a predicted model, not a curated record
UGUAUUUCCUUGUCACUUACUAAUUAAUUGUUUAUUGGGUAGAUGGCUUAUUAUAGGCAUAGGAUCGGGUUACAGGACAUGUGUGUCCCUUAAUUGAUGGACGACAUACAAGUGUCAUCGCUGGUGGAAGUCAACAGUGGUCAAAGGCACAUUGUCCUUUUAUGGAGGCAGUUCUUUCAGAACGUCAGAGGCGUAUGAAACAUUCCAAUGGAUUAGAACUGUUCAUAAAAGGAGAUUGACAAUGACAUGACAAUGGGCACUUCACGACAAUGGUCUCAUAUACAGACACAAUAUUUAGUUUUGAACUGUGUAGUCUAUGAAGAUAUUCUUCUUCUAAGCGACGUUUAAAGGUAAACGUUAGUUUUGUGGUUAUUGAAUGAUGUCAGGACUUUGCAGUCUGUUUUACACUCCAAGAUAAAUAAUGACUGGAAACCAGGACAAGAAUAUUGUGCCUCCUCCUUUAAGGUUAGCGGACCAGAUGACCAUGCAGGGAGUCAAACAGGUCGCUGACGUCAGAUCCGGUACACUUCGGCGUUGCUUCUGGUUCCUUGUUGUGUGUGGCGGGCUCACCUUCACCGCCUUCAACAUUGCCAAACAGGUCCAACUUUAUAUGUCGUUGCCUGUCAACGUCGAUAUCGACGUCAAGUUGGCACAAACGCUGCAGUUCCCAACGGUGACAGUGUGCAACACCAACGUUCUCAAGAAAUCACAGAUGGAUCCUCUUAAUUUAACUGAGGCGGUGCAGGAAGUGUUUAGAUAUGAUUUCCAAAGUAGAGAAACAUCUAAUGACACCAGGUACGACUUUUCCCUCUUGCAGGAGGACAAUAUUUAUGAAGCCACCCUCAAAUAUGGACACAGCACUAAUGAUUCUGUUUUCCAGUGUGACUGGGCGGGGCUGGAAUGUGAUGCAGAGCAUCUGAUCAACACGAACAAAGAGAUGGGAGUCUGUUUCUCUUUCAAUGCCAACGGCAGCAUCUCCACCGUCGGCUCAGGGAGGUACUUUGGCCUGCAUUUGCUUCUGAAUGCUAAGUCGGAGGAAUUCAUCAGGAGUCGCACGAAUACUGAGGGUCCGGGGUUUAUGAUUGCCGUGCAUUCACCUGACAUCCCACUUCUGAUGAAUGACAUCGGGAUGGCGCUCACUCCAGGCUCGCAAUACUUCUUUGGUGUUGAGUUAGCGACGGCGACGUCACCAACAGGCCUGGAUGGUUGUGGAAGCAAAAGCCUCAAGUACUACAACAAACCCUAUUCCCGCGAGGCUUGCCGUAUUGAAUGCAUCACCGACUAUUCUCUGGAACAGUGUUCAUGUCGAGACAUAUAUCUACCCGGGAAUGCAGAUUUAUGUACACCUGAUCAAAUCGUUCAGUGUUUUGUCCCUGCAAUGAUCAGAUAUCAUUCAACACGUGGAGAAUGUGAGUCGUCUUGUCCACAAACCUGCUCCUACACCUCCUUCAACGUACGUUCAUCAUCCAGUCUUAGGGUGACAGAUGAAUACCUCUCCACGCUGGCUAACGUCACCAACGAUACACUGGAAUACUGGAGAAGCAACUACGUGGCUGUAGACGUCUACCUGUCGUCGAUGACGUAUCAGAGUGUCGAGAAGAGAUAUGCGUAUUCGGUGCUUGAACUUUUCUGUGACAUAGGUGGCGCUCUGAGUCUAAUUUUAGGAGCAAGUGUUGUUACUGCCCUGGAGGUAAUAGACUUCGCUGUACUUCGCCUUAUUGCCUAUGUCUCCUAUCACAGCAAUGUGAAAAGAAUAAACGUCAAAUCGGUGUCAGGAAAGUAACAUUCAUACCAAUGCCAGUAACCUGUCCUUGAAUAACACAGCCGUGUGGUUGUUGUUGUUGUUGUUGUUGUUGCUGUCGUUGUAGUUAUGAUUGGUGUUGUUGCUGCUGCUAUUGUUGUUGUUGAAGGUAGCACGCAACAAUAUGUCAGAAUUAUGACAAAGGCAGGUAUAUAAUCGACUAUGGACCAGACGAUACAGUGAUUGAAAACCGGGUCACCGAAUCUCACCA